Molecule: messenger RNA, 798 nt
Organism: Prosopis cineraria
Lineage: Eukaryota; Viridiplantae; Streptophyta; Magnoliopsida; Fabales; Fabaceae
Product: ruBisCO-associated protein-like
Exons: 1
Coding region: 1-798 (265 amino acids)
Biological process (GO): carbohydrate metabolic process
Source: RefSeq, a predicted model, not a curated record
AUGUCGAAUCCAUUGUUAUCCUAUCGGGUCUACGCCAGCAGCAACAGCUCAAUCGAAAUUCUGCAGUCUGUGAAGCUCAAGAACGGAAUCCAGGUCGCUCUGGCCUUCGCCAGAGAUUACGAUUCAUCUGGGAAAGCCACGGGAGAGUUCGACUGCUAUUUCAAUAAAAGCGACUUCACUGAGGCCAAGAUCAAAGCUUUCAAGGACAAGGCCAGUUCCAAAGUCAAGUUCUUCCUCAGCAUCGGAGGCCGUGACCAGAAAUACAGCUUUUCCGUCACCUCUUCCGAGAAAGAAUCCUGGAUCUCCAGUGCCACCAAAUACCUGAAAAAGAUCAUCGAGGAGCGCAAGCUUGAUGGCCUUGACGUUUACUACCAACACAUCCAUCCUGACGGUCAAGGUCAGUUUAAGGAUGCAAUCGGCGAGGUGAUAGAGACCCUGAAAAACGAGCUUCCCGACGACUUUCUUGUUUCCAUCACCGUGUCUGCUUCUCUCUGUGAUAAUUAUUACUGGCCCUUGUACAGAGACUUCAAAGAUUCUAUUGACUUUGUAGUUUACCAGACCCACACUUGGCCUACUGUGAUUAGAACUUCGCUGUCCCUCAAGGAAGUCCUCGACAAACUGCCUUAUGACAAAAAGAAGCUCAUCGCCGGCCACAGUAGCACCCACCCCUCGGAUUGGACCACCGUCCCAGUACCCAUCUUCCUCGGUGCCGUUCCUCACCUGCUCGACCAGAAGCCGGCGACCGCUUCUGGGAUUUCCAAGUGGAUCGUGACCGGUGAUGAUAACCCUGAGAAGUGA